UAUCCAGACACCUGGAGCAGCCAGUGCCCUGAAAGGGACCAUUUGUUCCGCUAUCUCUAGAGGACCUAUUCUCUCAGCAGAUGAGCCCACCUCCCCCAAGAAGCCAAAGAGUAUCCCUGAGCCCACCCCCAGAGACAUGGAAGUUGACGUCACCUCUCCCCAACCCUCUGAAUGGACUUCAGUGAGGAUUGGCCCUGGGGAAGAUGCAGUCGGGCAGGAUGUGCUGGCUGUACGUGUCCUGGUCACCAGUGAGGACAGCAGCUCUGAUGCAGAAUCCGACUGUGGCAGCAUCAGAGCUCCCUGUGCAAAGGCCCGCAAAGAGAGGCCCCAGCUUCCAGAAUCCACGCCUCUAUCAAAGCCCCCAGCCCGGCACAGCUCCCUGAGGGAGCCCCUGACUAGACCAGUCUCUCUCCUACACCACGAGGAGCCACAAGCUAUCCAUGCUCUGCAAAGGACCCACAGCCUCCAGUCUCCAGCUCCAAGCAAAUACCAGAACUGGAGAAGAAAAUUCCCGUCCAAUUCAACACCCAUGAACAAAAGAGCACCAUCGCCUCCAAAGGAGCCUCCUCCUCCUCCAUCUUUAUCUUCUUCAUCUUCUCUGCCAUCUUCCUUUUCCUCAGCCAGUGUACCUGGGCACACUUCAGAGAAUUUCUCCCCUCCUCGGGUGCCAGCUUACAGCCUCCACUCCCUGCCAGUCUCCAGAGGUGAUUUAAGCCCUAUUCCACUCUACCUGAGACGUGCCAGGGCUCAAGGGAUCUUGAAGGAAGUGCCUCUCUAUCUGCCUCAUGGCCCCAUGCUGGAGAGCACAGGCCUGGGGAGCCCCAGUGGAGAAGACCUCAGCAGCCCUGUGCAAAUGGCUUCAGAGGACUGCAGGGAAGCACGGGCUCCUCUUGGGAGCACCAAAAGCAUGUACAAAGAUUCCCACCCCGUUGCAGGGGAGGACCAGCUUUUGUCCCAUCAAAACCUAGCUCUUGGGGCUGCAGGGAACCCAAGAGAACUGAAGGAGAGACCCAGGAGGGGACAGACAGGUGGCCCAGAGCUGUCUGAAGAAAGGAAGUUGGGUUUGAAGAAAUUAGUCCUCACACAGGAGCAGAAAACCAUGUUGCUAGACUGGAGUGAUUCUACCCCUGAGCACAAGGCUGGGGAGCGACUCUCCCAGGAAAGAGCUGAGAAUGGCAGAGGCCGGACCCUGAAAUCCUCUACCCUCCCUCAGGCAGUGAAAGAGAAACUAAUAUCCCAGACAGGCAUCCCAGAGGAGAUGCGUCCCCCAACUGUCAAGGCGCCCCGGGAACGAGAAGUGCCUCCACCCAAGUCUCCCCUGAGGUUCAUAGCAAAUGCCAUCCUAAAGUCUCUGCUCCCCAAUUCGGAAGGUGGAAAGAAAACCUGCCCUAAACCGGAGUCAAAAACAUUGCCUCGGGGCCAGCCACAUACCUUCACACGCUCCUUUAGUUUUCGGAAACCCAGUUCCAUUAAAGAUGGGGACCAGCAGUCUCCAGGGAGACACAUGGCCAAGAAGGCUUCAGCCUUCUUCUCUCUGGCUUCUCCAACUUCUAAGACUGCCCAGGCCUCAGACCUUAGCCUUCCUGACCCUAUCCUCCGCACCCGGAGUCUGCCCAGUCGUCCAUCCAAGAUGUUCUCUGCAGCCACAUCCCCACCACCCCGCAGCAAGAUUGAAGAUGUCCCUACCCUCCUGGAGAAAGUGAGUUUACAGGAUGCCACUCAAGUUCCAAAGAAAAGAGCCUUGUGUGUUCCCUCCCUUGGCCUCAAAGAUAAAUCCUUUGAGAGUUUUCUCCAGGAAUGCAAACAGAGAAAGGAUAUUGGGGACUUCUUUAACAGCCCCAAGGAGAAGGGGCCACCCAGGAACAGAGUCCCAUCCUUGGAGAAGCCAGCACAGCCUUUUGGCAGCACCUCCCGGGGGCAGGUGGCGCAUCCUUCUUCUACAGGGCAAGAUACACGCACGACAGUGACAGAGGCCAUCUCUUCUCCCUCUUCAGCCACCUCCUCCUCUGCAGAUGAAGACUUUGACUCCAGGCUUUCCUCCAGGUCAAAGGAGAAGAUACCCAGAAGAAGAAGGAAGCUGGAGAAGCAGUUGGUUAAGCAAGAAGAAUUGAAAAGACUCCAUAAGGCUCAGGCCAUCCAGAGACAGCUAGAGGAGGUGGAAGAGCAGCAGAGGACCUCAGAGAUCCGGGGCGUGAAGCUGGAGAAGGUUCUGAGAGGAGAAGCAGCAGAUUCAGGGACACAGGACGAAGCCCAGCUUUUGCAGGAAUGGUUUAAGCUGGUUCUGGAGAAGAAUAAAUUAAUGCGAUAUGAGUCGGAGCUACUGAUCAUGGCCCAAGAGUUAGAGCUAGAAGAUCACCAGAGCAGACUGGAGCAGAAACUACGGGAGAAAAUGCUCAAGGAUGAGGGCCAGAAAGAUGAGAGUGAUCUAAAGGAGGAGCAAGAAAUAUUCGAGGAGAUGAUGCAGGUGAUCGAGCAAAGAAACAAGCUUGUGGACUCCCUGGAGGAACAGAGGGUCAAAGAAAGGACCCAAGACCAACACUUUGAAAACUUCGUUCUCUCCAGAGGCUGUCAGCUCAGCAGGACUUGAGGUGCCCUUCCCCCAUUGGAGCCAGAGAGCCAAGAACACCACACUUUCUCACCCAGGCCCUGAAUUUAGGCCUUACUGCUUAAAAAAAGAAAGAACAGAAGAAAGGAAAGAAAGAAGGGAAAAAAUUAAAUGCCUCUCAUAUGAGCUCCAUAUUGUAGUUCAUGUCUAUAAUCCCUGCUGAGGAAAGCUGAGGCAGGAGAAUUGCUGUGAGUUCCAGGCCAGCCUGCGUUAUACAAGGAGACCCUGUCUCAAAAAACAAACAUCUCUGAUAGGUCUUAUAUCUGUUAUGGCUUCCCAAGAUUUUUUUCCUAAGUCUGUAAUGAAAAAAUGACCAAGUCCCUUGAGCCUGGCAGUGCACAGGAGCCCGUCGUCCUGAGAGUGGAGGUGAUCUUGGCAGACGCCCAGCAUUGUUUGCUCCCUGGAAAGUCACACAGGCUUGACCUCCCUGCCGCCUUUGUCAUUUUUCUUUAUAAUUCAUUGAGUUACAUGUUUUAAGACUUUUAAGAAAUGCCUUUUCAUUAAUACGUCCAUAUUUGUCUUUUUUGCACGGCUGACCAGUUUCCAAAUGUCAGGACGCAGCAGCGGCAGUUUAAAGAUUAGCUUAAUAUUUAAAUUGUGUUUCCAGAGAAAGCAGAGAAACCCUGAGAUUACUGAUUAAAUAAAGCCAAUAACUCAUA
This is a messenger RNA of Peromyscus californicus insignis, 3264 nucleotides long. Its product is annotated as F-actin-monooxygenase MICAL2-like. The coding region runs from base 137 to 2587 and encodes 816 amino acids. Lineage: Eukaryota; Metazoa; Chordata; Mammalia; Rodentia; Cricetidae. The record is from RefSeq and is a predicted model, not a curated record. The transcript is spliced from 11 exons.